GAUAGUUGAAACGUGUAUAGAUAAAGAAAGGAUGAAAUCGGUGAUAAUGACAUGUACCAAUAGAGUGGAAUAGUGGCUGCAAAGUGCAAAAACUGCAUAUUCUUUUGUGUCGUGUCGUACCGUAGCGUGUUCCAUUUCGUGGCGUGCAGCGUGCGGCGCAUAUUCAUCGACCCAUCAAAUUUCAAGACUCACUUCCUCACUUCUCCUUCCUUUGACAACAAACAAUGGGUGUCGGAACUAGCACCUUCGUUACCAGAUGGAUCAACUUCCUCACCAUGGUUUUAGCCAUCGUUGUCAUAGUAUUUGGGGUGUGGAUGAGCAUGCAUCAUGAUGGGUGCAGAAAGUCUCUCACUUUACCUGUGUUAGCCCUUGGAGCAGUUAUUUUCUUAAUAUCCAUAGUCGGUUUUUUGGGCGCCCUGAAAAAUAACUCCAUACUGUUGUGGAUUUAUCUGAUCUUGCUGUUCUUUGUCUUGGUGGGAAUCUUGGUGUUCACUGUGUUGGUGUUCAUUGUGACUAAUGAUGGAUCAGGUCAUAGUGUGACUGGCUUGAGGUACAAGGAGUAUCAACUUCAAGAUUAUAGCUCUUGGUUUCUCAAAGAGUUGAACAAUUCUCACAACUGGGAGCGACUUAGGGUUUGUCUUGUUAAAUCUGAUGACUGCAAUAAACUAUCCAAAAAAUAUAAGACUCUCAAAGAAUAUAAAUUAGCUAAGUUGAGCCCUGUCGAGGCUGGUUGCUGCCGACCACCUUCCCAAUGUGGGUUUCCCGCUGUAAAUUCCUCCUACUAUGACUUGACAUUUCAUCCGGCUAGUGCUAACAAAGAUUGCAAGCGAUACAAAAACUCCGGAGCUAUCAAAUGUUAUGACUGUGAUUCUUGCAAGGCUGGAGUGGCACAAUACAUGAAAAUUGAGUGGAGAGUUGUAGCAAUAUUCAAUGUUGUGCUAUUUGUUGUGUUGUGUAUUGUAUACUUUGUGGGAUGCUGUGCAAGACGAAAUGCUGCCAGGGGCCAUUCUAAAGCGUGAAGACUUGAAUAUUAUCAUAUUAUGUUGAUAUCUCCAAUAUUAUUCUUUUAUUUGAUGUGCAUAGAAAAUUCAAAAUUAGAGUGCAAAAUGUAACACUAUUAAUCAUUACAUAUACCUAGAGAGUUUGUUUGGAUGGACUUUUUACGAAAA
This is a messenger RNA of Arachis duranensis, 1169 nucleotides long. Its product is annotated as tetraspanin-10. Gene Ontology annotation, biological process: auxin-activated signaling pathway. The record is from RefSeq and is a predicted model, not a curated record. Gene Ontology annotation, cellular component: plasmodesma; plasma membrane. Bases 225 to 1019 code for a protein of 264 amino acids. The transcript is spliced from 12 exons. Lineage: Eukaryota; Viridiplantae; Streptophyta; Magnoliopsida; Fabales; Fabaceae.